GUGACGCAUUAAUCAAGAGGACGUUACUAUUACGAAGAGCAAGAGUUGCAAGAAUUAGAAUUGUUGAAUAAACAUCUUGCAAAAUUCUUUCCAUCAAAAAGAAAAAUUUGCAUUAAGACUUUUUCAAAAGGCGUAGCGAUUCAAUCAGAUUUGAAUCAUUAACGACUAAUGUCUCUCCAUAAUAUUUAUUCAAUUUCCAGAGGAAAAAGCGUGAAGCGUUCAUACAUCACGACUGGUAAUUCAGGAUCGACCGGAAACGAACAAUGCGAAAGUAUCGAGUACACAGAAUAACGAUACUUUCAUCCUAGACGAGUCUACGUACUACUCUUGAACUUUGCUCAUCGAUAAUCCAGUUUGAACUUUUUAAGGAAGAGUAAUAGCGGUCGUCUAUAUAUAUUACAUUAACCACAACCGUUGUUACAUAUCAAAGAACCACGGACAUGUCCCAUAGUGGUUGACGAUGGAGACCAGACUUGGACCACAUAAAGAUCAAGGUAUCAACUUGGUGGAAGAAUUAUCAUAAGAGAAUGAGUCUUCGUUGGAUUCACGAGAACUUGGAGGCACCGACAUGCGACGAGGAAUGCAGCGACAUCGAUGACAGUUGUAGCGACGAUAGCUACGAUUCCGAUCUAUCGAUUGGCGAGGAGAAAGGGCCGGGUAGCGAAAAGGAGAUCAAUGGGGAUCGUAGGAGGAAAAGGGAAACCAGGAGGCAUCCGACCACUACAGUGAAGUUCGACGAGAACGGAACUUCGCAUUACAUCACGUCGGAAUCGGUUAAACGCUCGCCUUGCGUAAUAUGGGAUCCUAGGAAACCGGCACAAAAUCCUGUGUACAAUUGUUUGGUAAUCAAGUUGUUCUGUCGAACCGGAUAUCAUCUCGGUGUGUCGGAGUCCGGUCGUGUUCGAGGCUUGAGUGCUACGAAUGAACCACAUGCUUUGCUUCAUAUUAUACCGGUGUCGUUUGGAGUGGUACGAAUACAAAAUAUCGAGACUAGUCUUUAUCUGGCUUUCAAUAAGAAAGGACGUUUGUAUGGAGAGUUAAAUGGAAAUAAAGAUAAUACUGAAUGGGAACAAUGGAACGUUGGUUCCUACGAUGCUUUUCGAUCGCGAAAAUAUGCGAAUUACGGAUGGUGGAUAGGAAUAAAGAAGAAUGGUCGUGCGAAACCAGGACCAAGAACUAGUUGGGGCCAAAAAUCGAUACAAUUUUUAGCUAUACGACAAGAAUAAUUUCUAUGAAUAUUUUAUACAUAUUUAUAAUGAAUUAUACAGAGAUGGUUUAUUUGAAUUCUUGACGAAAAAAACUAAAAAAAAAAAUAAAAAUUUAAUGAAAUAAAUUAUAGCCAAUCGACAAAUCAAUCGUAUAAUACGAAUUAAUAUAAAACUUUGUAAUAAAUGUAAUUUUUUACUAACAACGAAAAUCAAAUGUUCUGACAACAGGAAAAAUAUACAAAUUCGUUACUUUCUAAGAGAAAUAAAUAAUUGUUUUCCAAUAGAAUAUAAUGUUUAUUAUAACACUGUGUUACUCAACAAUGGAUUGUGCAUUCUGCUUGUGCCCUUCAACUGAAACUUCAAGUUGCAGUUUUAAAAUUGCAAUACAUUUCUUUUUUUUUUUUUUUUUUUUCUUUUUUUUUAUCAAUUAUAAUCAUUGAUCGAUCAUGCUGCAGGCAAAGUGGAGUUUUUAAUCAGUCAGUUAAAUGAAAUAAUUGAAAGUUUACACUAUGCUCGCAGCAUUUAUAUCGUAAUUUAUAUAGAACGCUAAUAUACGUAAUAUAAUAUAUUAUAUAAUUAUAUGUAAUAUAUUCAUAUGUAAUUGUAUAUAUAUAUAUAACUAUUUCUUAUCUCUUUUGUACAUCUACAUACAUUGCAUAUACGUAUAUCGAAACUCUUAAGCGAAAGCUUCAAUUAAAAAAUGUUGAUGUUUGAUUAAAUAUCGUAAUUACAAACAUUUAUUACCCUUGUUUUUUAUGUAUAAAUAUACCAAAAAGCAAUAAUUAACAACAAAUAUGAUUUAAUUUGGGAAUUGGAAACGAAUCAUACACGUAAAUAUCAAGAA
Messenger RNA from Apis mellifera (honey bee), 2052 nucleotides. Its product is annotated as fibroblast growth factor 1. Gene Ontology annotation, molecular function: fibroblast growth factor receptor binding; growth factor activity. The coding region runs from base 528 to 1226 and encodes 232 amino acids. Gene Ontology annotation, biological process: fibroblast growth factor receptor signaling pathway; animal organ morphogenesis; cell differentiation. Lineage: Eukaryota; Metazoa; Arthropoda; Insecta; Hymenoptera; Apidae. The transcript has 5 exons. Gene Ontology annotation, cellular component: cytoplasm. The record is from RefSeq and is a predicted model, not a curated record.